UUCAUGCUUUCAGUGAACAGAACGAGGAUGGGUUGAGAGAGGUGAUGAAUGGGAUGAUUGGAGAGAUCAGACACUACACAGACGGCUGGAGAAAAAGGGAGGCGUUCGAUGGAGCAAAGACUGGCCGUGAUUUCACAUUUAAAAUCCCUGUCUGAUGAAUAAAAUCAACGAAUUGCCUAUUUUUCUUAUUUGAACUUAAUUCAGCAUAGCAUUUCAUAGUCGGCCUUAUUUGACCAGGCGUUGAAGAUGCCGGUAGCUGAUUUGGUCUGACUAGAGGAGACGAUGGAGCCAUGAGAAUGUACCAAGUCUUUCCGCGAAAACAGAUGGGAGAUGAAACCUAUUCGACAUAAAAAUUGAUAUUUUUCCCUGUAGCUAAAAUGAGUUUAUUAUUGCUGCAGAUGUAUGCGUUUUGAUAAACUGUAGUAGGAUAGCUGCUAGAGGAAUUUUGAUGGCACUUACGACGCCAGGGAUUGAGCAACGAGUAACGUUACAUUUCGGAACGUUGAACAGUCGGGCCUUUCAAAGUGAGAAGCAAGAAUGAAUGUUAAGCAUUUUUCUCGCCCGGGGAUAACUGCGGUGCACGCAGCUGGUCACAUUUUGAGAGCGGUGUCAUCUUUGGAGAGUAGCGAAAUGCAAGUCAACUGAGAGGAGCGCCGUGCGGAGCUGUAAUAGUAAUACCCAAAUCCGUCUAGAACCAAGUGGAUGUUUUAAGCAUUUUUUUCUUCUUCCGCAGACGAGAAGAUGGUGUGCUGCCAAUAUCAAUGCAAGCGGUCCCUAUUUUCCCUGCCUUUUUAAGUGUAAAAGGAGCUCGCGCUACUUUGGAAUUAAGAACCGUCAGUCACGUAUGCGCGCCUCGGUAGCCAACGUUAGCUUAGCUGCUAUAUCCUCCGUGCUUUAGCUUCCCAUUGAGCAUGAUUGAAGAGUGCGUUUAAUUUCGCUAACGUCAACACCGAUGUUUUCGGUCGUCACGAAUCCACCGACACGUUUGUUUGGGUGAACUUUGAACCAACACCCCAUAGCGUAGAACAGACUAGCAAGACAUGUCGGCGUGAAGGGAACCGCACUGACUGUCUCGAAUCUCCUGUCAAGCCACAGACGUCAACAGCGCUGUGAAGAGCUGCUUAUUGGAGAGGGGGAAAAAAUCACAUUACCUAGAUUGUUCACUCUGCCUUUUGGAGCUCUGCGCCCACGGACUGAAUCCCUUCCCUUCGAUUUAACAACCAAGCAAAAUGGGAGAGCAGCCUAUCUUCAGUACGAGGGCCCAUGUCUUCCAGAUCGACCCCACCACCAAGAAGAACUGGGUUCCCACCAGUAAACACGCCGUCACAGUCUCCUACUUCUACGACAGCACGCGCAACGUCUACCGCAUCAUCAGCCUCGACGGCUCCAAGGCAAUCAUCAACAGCACCAUCACCCCCAACAUGACCUUCACCAAGACCUCCCAGAAGUUUGGCCAGUGGGCCGACAGCCGAGCCAACACCGUCUACGGUCUAGGCUUCUCCUCAGAGAACAACCUGCUCAAGUUUGCAGAGAAGUUUGCUGAGUUUAAAGAGGCAGCUCGGUUAGCCAAGGAGAAAUCCCAGGAGAAGAUGGAACUCACCAGCACCCCUUCUCAGGUCGCUGCAGUUAAAAAGAAUGUGCUCCCAGUACUUCCCAAAGUACCUCCCAAAGUACCUCCCAAAGUACCUGUAAGAAAGAAGGAGUCGGCCACCGGCGACCUGCAGUCACCUUUGACCCCGGAGAGCAUCAACGGCACUGAUGACGAGAGGGGCACCACCCCCGAAACGCCGCAGUACCUCCCCGAGCCCCGAGCCGAGCCGUCUCAGAACCAACUGCCCUUCUCUCACAGUUCGUCCAGUAUAAACAAGCACUGGGAGGCCGAGCUGGCAGCCCUGAAGGGCAACAAUGCCAAGCUGACAGCAGCUCUGCUGGAGUCCACAGCCAAUGUCAAACAGUGGAAACAACAACUGGCUGCUUACCAGGAGGAGGCUGAGAGACUACAUACACAUGUGACAGAGCUGGAGUGUGUGAGUGGUCAGAUGACCGUCAUCAAAUCCCAGAAGACUGAGCUCAACCAGACGAUAGAAGAACUGGAGUCGGCAUUGAAGUCCAAGGAGGAGGAACUGGAGAGGCUGAAAGAGGAAGUGGAGAGCGCCAAUGAGUUCCAGACUCAAAAGGAAUCACUAACACAGAAACUGCAGGAGACGGAGGAGAGGAACCAGAUGUUGGAAGCUCAGCUGGUGGAGUUAGAGCAGCGUCUGGAGGGCAGUCAGCUGGAGAGAGAGGCCUUCAGGAAGAGUCUGCGCACCCUGCUGGAGCUGCUGGACGGGAAGAUCUUUGAGCUGACAGAGCUCCGAGACAGCCUGGCCAGACUCAUUGAGGGCAGCAGCAGCUAGAGGAGAGAAGUGCUCCCCCUGGUGGAGCUUCAGUACUCCUACACCAUCACCACCAUAAUAACAACACAGUGAUGGGAGAAUACUGCUAGUCAGUGCACAAAGGCACUGCACGGAAAUAUUCACUCUGUUAUUACUACACAUAUAGUCAUUAUGCUCCACUCUACUGAAAACGUGCACAUUGGUAGUAAAUAGAUAGACUUGCUCGCUUGGAUUUAGUUUU
This is a messenger RNA of Oncorhynchus gorbuscha (pink salmon), 2616 nucleotides long. RefSeq names its product homer protein homolog 1-like. Gene Ontology annotation, molecular function: G protein-coupled glutamate receptor binding. The coding region runs from base 1230 to 2396 and encodes 388 amino acids. Gene Ontology annotation, biological process: G protein-coupled glutamate receptor signaling pathway; regulation of store-operated calcium entry. The record is from RefSeq and is a predicted model, not a curated record. The transcript is spliced from 10 exons. Gene Ontology annotation, cellular component: cytoplasm; postsynaptic density; plasma membrane. Lineage: Eukaryota; Metazoa; Chordata; Actinopteri; Salmoniformes; Salmonidae.